Ostrea edulis (European flat oyster) is the source of this 2563-nucleotide messenger RNA. RefSeq lists its product as uncharacterized. Gene Ontology annotation, molecular function: protein binding. The transcript is spliced from 2 exons. The record is from RefSeq and is a predicted model, not a curated record. NCBI's taxonomy places the organism in Eukaryota, Metazoa, Mollusca, Bivalvia, Ostreida, Ostreidae. The coding region runs from base 58 to 2106 and encodes 682 amino acids.
GUAGGAUGUUUCAUCACAUUAACUGUGGUUAACAAAUGCGUAUGGCUACAAAGCAGGAUGGAUCACAUUCCCCGUGUAUCAGAUGUCAUGUAUGUGGGUCUGUGCCAUAAAAUAGGGACACCAACAGAAGUGACCUUCAGAAGGGAUUUGUGGGACACGGUAGAGAUGAUACGGAAACCAUCACAGUUAUAUAAAGGAGAGCGAAAGAUGCUGAGUGGUAGUUAUAGGGAGGGAUUCAGGUUUGAAUCCUCUGAUUUAGAUUUCAUGCUUUGGUUUCACGAUCAUAAGGUGAUAUGUGAGAUGUCUCAGUCCAUGGUUUAUCAUCCACCCAGACAUACACUUAUCUAUAUGGAGGCCUCUGAUACUCCCCCAGGAUUCGCCAUAUUACAACUACUCACACCGUCAAAUCGCCGAAUUGUCAUGUCCUCAAUAUUGGAGAGAAAUGAGAUGGUGUACAUUUCGAGUUCAUUGCUCCGGAUGAGAUUUCAUCAAUCAUGGAUUGGAAUGAAUCCAGCCAAUGAAGGGGAGAACAUGCACGGUCCUUGUCAUAACUACACGUAUAGAUCUAUAGAAAAUGAUAUAGCGCUGUGUUUCCAUUCCCGUCAUUGGCCCUUACCAGCCCUUCCCUGGGUUGAGAGAUGCUUGACUCGCGCCUGGCCGUCAAUUUGUGUGCUACAAUCAAUUGUUGAUGACGGAUUUCAUCUCGUUCCUAUCGCAAACAGACAGACAAAUGAAAACUCGGACUUAGAGUGGAGAAUUUCUUUUUCACAAGCGGAACAAAAGCUUGUGUACUCUAUGAACCAUUGCCAGUUUCUCUGUUACGGGCUAAUGAAAAUAAUUCUGAAGGAAAUUAUUUCUGACGAAUUGCUAUGUUCAUAUUUUAUGAAAACAAUAUUAUUUUGGAGAAUCCAGAAGACAUCUUCGACUCCAUGGGUACCAUCAACAUUGCUCCAACAUGUUUGGUUUUGUUUUAAAUCCUUGAUGCAAUGUGUUUAUACGGGUUACCUUCCGAAUUUCUUUAUUCCGGAGAAUAACAUGUUUGCAGGAAAAGUUGUCGGGGCGCAACAGAUGUCACUGUAUCAAAAGUUAGAAACAUUUUACAAAAUGGGCGUUGCCUUCCUGUUACAUAGUCCAACUCUCAGAGAGAUUCUGACCCCGGCCCUCUCCGAUCCAUACUUUGUAAUGCAGACAGGGGAAAGUUAUCUCAAAUCAGAAAUAGAUAUUGAUAUUGCUUUUUGUCGUGAAAGCGUCAGUCUUCUAAUUGUGACAAGUGUAUCAGAAUUUCUUUUCAACAUGAUGCACCUAAAUAUCAUAGAUCAGUUAUUCACAAACUGCCGUAAUGUUGUAUCAGUAUAUCAUGAUAGAUUACUGCAUGUGCUUGUAUCAACUUCCAUGUCAUUAAAACUACAGAGUUUGUCUGUGUCUAAGAAAAAGAGAUACACCAUUGAUAGGUCAAUAAUUCACAUGUUGGGUCUAGUUUCAAAGUUAGGUUGUGUAUCUGAUGGUUUAUAUUUAGCGUUAUACUUGUACGAUACCGGUAGAUAUCAAACAGCGCUAACUGUCACAGAUACAGUGAAGCAGAAACUCUCACAGCCCCAUAUAUUGUAUCGCUGUAACGUAGACAGACAGAGAUACAGUGAGGCGGUAGGUGGUCAGUCUAUGUUAACUAAGUUUAGGAAGGCUUGGGCAAAAGAUAUUGUUUUCGAUAAACAAUUUACAUAUAUUGACGAAUUAAGGUUAGAGCAAGGAGUCAAUAAAAUGAACGGAAUGGGGAUUUUCCAUGUAUCCCCCUUUGUGAUCCUGCACAUGUUAUAUGUCCUAUGUCACUACAGACUAGGUAACAGGUCCCAAUAUCUACAGGCACUGACAGACCUACACACCCUACUGCUCUAUGAUGAUGGGGGAUACGUACUUGUACUUUGCAGAGACCUGUCCUGGCAGAUACUGGGGAUCUGUCAACAUGUUGUGGGGGACUUGCACGGGGCGUUACAGUCUUAUCAAGAGUCACUCAGACAGAAACCAAAGAACAAAAUACAAAUAGCCACGGAAACUAGAAUUAAUUUACUCAAAACACAAAUAAAGGACAGUACUCGUAUGACCACGUAAAAGUAUUCUUGUUGACGGUUUCGCUCCGUUUUCAAUUCGCCCAGACACAGCUGUGUUAAAAGAGGGAUAAAAGAAGAAAAAACAAUUUCGCAGCCUUAAAUUCGCCUAAUGAUAACAAGGGCGAAAGGGCCGUAAACAACGGGGAGAAUAUCUCUCUGUGUACAGUAUUACCAGGUAUUAUGCGAUACCUAAUCUCAUGGAGACUUUAAUGAUUUUAUUAAUUGAUGUAAGGAUUAUAUGUUUUACCUGCCUAAUAUAUAUUAUAUGAGAGAGAGAGAGAGAGAGAGAGAGAGAGAGAGAGAGAGAGAAACAGACAGACAGACAGAGAAAGAGAGAGAAAGAGAGAGGUCGUAGGUUUAGUCCAAAUGUAGUGAUGAUAAACUAACAGUAUUUUCAUUUUACAUCAUAAUGUAUACCUCGAGCAUUCCUUUUUAAAAUAAAAAUAUUUAUACUGAAA